AUGGAUCCAUUCAUUUACGAUGAAGUUAUUGAGAUAUUUAACAAAUUUGCUAAGCGACCAACAUCUAGACUUCUAUAUAGGUUCGGCCAUGAAGCAAAUUUAACAAUUAAAAUGGAAGAUAUUCAAGAUAGACUUGUAAACAAAAAAUACGCAAGUCCAUUCGAUUUUGCAAUAGAUGUUCGUGAAAUUUUAUAUCGUGCUCAAGAAAAAUAUGUCAAUGAUGUUCGCACUACGUUAGUUUUAGAAGAUAUAUCAUUAUAUUUUGAAAAAAAGGCUGGCUCAAUUCCAAGAACAAGAGCAGAAAAGUUACAAAAACUCAUCAAAAAGGAUAUCAACAAGUUCUCUUUAAUAAAAAGAGCGAUGUCAUUAUCUGCAUACUCUCCACAAGUUAGCACUCCAAUUCCAGCUAAAAUACCAGUAUCUAAAUCAGUUCAUGGACCUCCAGCACCUCUUGUUCAAGAAAUUCAAAGACUAAUUAACGAAGUAACAGAUGUAUCCGUUUUGGCUGAAAUGUGCAGGAUUUUAAAGACUCAUAUACCUGGUUUUGAGCUUCAGGAAACUACUACUAUUGAUGUUAAGAAUUUAUCUGCUCAAUGCAUUGAAGAUCUUAGAAAUCUUCUCACAAAAUCAAAAAAGUAA
Molecule: messenger RNA, 639 nt
Organism: Trichomonas vaginalis G3
Lineage: Eukaryota; Parabasalia; Trichomonadida; Trichomonadidae
Exons: 1
Coding region: 1-639 (212 amino acids)
Source: RefSeq, a predicted model, not a curated record